AUGUUUACAGUGACUACCAAUCCAGUUGACCUAUGGAGUGAUCCUGGGUCACGCGGACGUUUUGAAAAGAACUACUUCGAUACUCACUUUGGACCCUUCCACCGUGUGGAACAGCUGGUUUUGCGACCUGUGGAUCGCACGCCAGUAAAAAAUGGCUCAAUCGGGCCGGCGUUUCGAAAGGACUUUUUAGAUUUGACUCGACUUGAAAGUCCUUUUUUGUCAAUUUUACCGGUGUUACGGUAUCUUGAACAGGUUCUCGACCUCCAACUGCGAAUAACUAACAUCACCGUCUACGGAGAGGUCUUGAAGGCCAACAUCAGUCUUGACGACAUCUGCUUCAAACCCAUGCGGCCUGAUAAGGAGGAUUGUGCAAUAACCAGCCCCCUUGAGUACUUCCAGCACAAUGUUACUCAAUUUAACAACUCUACCGUGGGAAGGUGCACUUUUUUCUCAUGCGCUUUCGGCUUUCCCUUCACACAAUCAAGCACAAUUUGUAUCCUUCAGGACUACCUCGAGCAUUUGUUGAACUGUGCCAAGAACGUUUUUACGCCCAAGUGUCUUGGUUCCUCCGGCAUUCCACAGAUGCCCAACGUAGUCUUUGGUGGAUUUGCAGACGGCAAUUAUAGUCUGGCAGAAGCAGCAGUCAUAACAAUUCUUGUGCGAAAUGAUGUUGAUCUCAAAUCGGAUCAUAUUCAAAGCUGUUUGGUUUGGGAGGCUGCUUUCAUCUCCACUGUACGUGAGUGGAAAGACGCACACUCCAAAGAAGUGAUUGUCAGCUUUUCUGCUGAGCGAUCGGUGGAGGAUGAAAUUGAGCGUCAGUCAAAUGCAGAUGUCUGGACAAUUCUAAUAAGCUAUGUGGUGAUGUUUGUCUACGUCAGUCUCUUCUUGGGCUCCUACACCUCCUGUCGGAACAUUCCAGUUGACUUGAAGGUGACCCUCGGUCUAGGUGGAGUGCUGAUUGUCCUCGCCUCUGUUGCCGCUUCAGUUGGCUUUUGGAGCUACUUGGGUGUGCCUGCCACCCUAAUCAUAAUUGAGGUCAUUCCCUUUCUCGUGUUGGCUGUUGGAGUGGACAACAUCUUUAUUCUUGUCCAGGACUAUCAAAUGGCUGAAUCACGGGGCAAAUUGUCGGCUCCGCUGCACAACAACCAAUCGGAUGGCGAUACCACGGAAACCAACAAUCGACUGUUUGAAGUUGUCCAUGGAAGUGGAUUUGAUCUGCAUGCUGAAGUUCAAGGACGUGUCGCGCGGACUUUAGGUCGUGUUGGUCCCUCAAUGCUGCUCACCAGCUCUGCUGAAUCCGUAGCAUUCUUUUGUGGUUCAAUGACUUCAAUGCCAGCAGUACGAGUGUUUGCACUUUAUGCUGGAGUGUCGCUGGUCAUCAAUUUUCUUCUACAAAUUUUCGCUUUCACGGCUCUACUCACCUUGGAUGCUCGUCGUGAGGCGGCGCGCAAAUGGGACGUGCUGUGCUGCAUCAAGAAUCAGCCUGGAGACUCGGUCACUCACCCGUCCCAGCCCCCCACCGCAACUGCCGAAACCGCAGAUGCACCACCAAAUACUACCGAGCAACAACCGGCAACCUCGUCCCAGCCAAACAAUGAUGUUGCUGUUGCACCAAAGGGUACUUGGUUGUAUCAAGCGGUUUCCCGCGGUCUUUCACCCUUCAUUCUCUCGCAAUGGGUUCGCCCUUUUCUCGUCGUCAUUCUCCUUGUGUGGAUUUGUCUCUGCGUAGCUCUGGUAACCACACGUCUUGAGGUGGGAUUGGACCAGCGUCUCUCCAUGCCCCUGGGAUCUUACGUUUUGGACUACUUCGACGCCAUCUCCCAAUACCUAGCUGUGGGUCCGCCUGUCUACUUUGUUGUGACGGCCGGUCACAACUACACUGUGUGGAAGGAUGGACAACGAUCAGUCUGCAGUUUUGCCGGAUGCUCUGAAUCCUCUCUACCCAACGUCAUCAGUGCCUACGCAAAAUUGGCCAAUUUAUCGCAUAUCGCUUCACCGUCCAUGGUGUGGAUUGACCAAUACGCCAAUUGGCUGCAAGCAACUGAUCCCUCCGUUCACUGUUGCCGUGUGCUAAGGACCAAUCCAAAUGUCUACUGCAAUGCCACUGACUCCACUUCCGAUUGUGUGCCCUGUCUACCCCCAGACUCCAGCCUACCCGAGGGUCACACUUUCAAUCGCUUCAUCCUGCGCUUCCUCGAACAAAAUCCGGACGUCAACUGUCCUCUUGGGGGAAAAGCGGCAUUCGGUACAGCAGUGGAACUGGUUAAAAGAGGCACUGACACUACCAACGUGUCGGUUGAAGCAACACACUUUAUGACCUAUCAUACGGUGCUUCGUGAACCACAGGACUACAUUGAGGCGUUGAGACUAUCGCGACACGUUUCUGAUCAAACGCUGCUCUACUGGAACAAUCACAGUGCCAACACUUUUGCUGGCAACAAUGCAAUCUUCCCCUACAGGUACUUGAGCGAGUUUCUUCUUACCCGUUACUGUCUCACGACGGACGGGCUUUUACUCCUUUGUGCCGUUUUCUACGUCUUUUACGAGCAAUACCUGAACAUUCAACACGAGACAGCACUGCAGCUCGGUGUUUGUCUAGCCGCCAUAACGGUCAUCACCUUGCUGCUGUUGGGUCUCAACCUUGCUGCAACCCUGAUUGUCCUUCUUGGAGUGGCAUGCAUAGAUGUUAGUCUGCUCGGCCUCAUGUGUCUUUGGAGCAUCAGUUUGAAUGCAAUCUCCCUUGUCAACCUUGUUGUGUGCACUGGAAUAGCCGUGGAAUUUUGCUCGCACAUCGUUCGGGCCUAUGCUGUGAGUGGUUGCAAGACGCGCCUUCAACGAGCCCACGAAGCUCUCUCCGAAAUGGGCAGCUCGGUGCUGCGUGGUAUUACGCUAACCAAGUUGGGUGGUAUUGUGGUGUUGGCUUUCUCCAACUCCAGACUCUUCCAAGUGUUCUACUUUCGUAUGUACCUUGGAAUGAUUGUUUUUGGUGCUCUUGUGGGACUAAUCUUUCUGCCUGUACUUCUCAGCUACAUCGGUAAGUUGAUUGAUUGUUUGCGUGGUUGUAUCAACUCCUUUGGAGACUUGCACGUCUAA
This is a messenger RNA of Hydatigera taeniaeformis, 3093 nucleotides long. NCBI's taxonomy places the organism in Eukaryota, Metazoa, Platyhelminthes, Cestoda, Cyclophyllidea, Taeniidae. The record is from the annotation of a GenBank genome assembly.